AUGAUGCGUGCCGCCGCUGCUCUCGCAGCAUGCAUUGCCUUGGCCAAUGCCCAGACUUUUGAUAUGGACAUGAUCUUGGCUGCCGAGCCUGUCCCUACCCCUUCUAUUCCUGUCGUAUACGUCACAGGCGAUGCUCCUACAACCACAGCAUCUGCCACUACAGUCUCAUAUGUUGAGACUCAGGCUGCAGCAUCUGUCUCCUCAGAGGUUGUUGCUGCAGCGAGCAGUACUGCUCUCGACAAGCGUGCCGCUUCUACUUGUGUGCCUCAACCCACUGGCAUCUCCUACAACUCCAGUCCGGAUACUGCUUCUGCUUUCUUGGCCGAUGUAUACUACUCGAGUGUCGCUUCUGCUGCACCUACCCCUGCUGAGAGCAGAUACAUGGGUUUCCAGCUGCUGGAGUCUUAUGACACUCAGCUGUGCUCGCAGAAGUGCGACAAGAUCAACGGAUGCCUUUCGUUCAACGUUUACUUCGAGCGUGAUCCAUCUGGUACGAUUCACACUCUCUCUAAUAAAAACCCGACUAACGCUAUCACUNNAGUCGAUCCCAAUGAUGCAUCCUGCUCGUCGCCGUCCUCGGUUACUCAGAUCAAGUGCGUGUUCUGGGGUGGUCCUGUUCUCAAGUCCAAUGCCCUCAACGCUGGACAAUGGCGCAACAAAUUCCAAGUUGUCAUCGCUGGAUCCAACGGCUACGUAAACCAAACCAUUACUCCUGCUGCUGGAUACGAUCAGCCUAUCGACCUUGGUGAUGCUACUAUCAACGCACCUUUGGACUGUUCUGGACACGACACUUUCAUGCAGUCCAAGUUCUUCACCUCAGGACCCUUCGAUGCAAACUUGUGUGCUUCGGCCUGCUCAGCCCAGAAUGUUUACAAUUUGGCUCAUCCUCCUGCUGAGGGCAACCCUAAGACUUGCCAGUUCUUCACUACCUAUCUUCUCUACAAGAAUGGUGUGGCUCUUGGACAAACUUGCUCUCUCUACACCAUGGCUUGGAACACGACUUACAACACCAACAAGGGAUACUACUACGGCAGUGACCACUACACUGUUGGCUACAGUUAUGCAUUCUCGAACACUACUGAUCAUGGUGCACCCUACGCUGCUUGCGGCUCAUCCAGCUCGUCUUCAAUCUCUUCGAGCACCACUCAGACUUCUUCGUCAACCAUCGUCUCUGCUUCGUCCACUACCAUGACCACUUCCACCGCAACACCCACCUCUCUUCUCCCCGACACUUCCUGCAACAAUGCCGGUCUCCAAUUCGCCUACUACCCCGGCCUCGCCAGCACCCAAUGGGACUUCCACUCCCCCAACUACGGUCUCGAUGCCGAAAACUACAAGACCGUGACUCCAAACUACACCGGCGUUACCAACUUUAUCGGCGGCUUUGCUUGGAACACUUACCACCAAUCCUCUACCAUCUACGGUAGCUCUCGCCCUUUCGACCACGANAAAAUGAUCUUGAACCACAGAGGCUAUUUCUUCGCUCCCACAUCCGGCGAAUACACAUUUAGCAUUCCCACCGUGGAUGAUGCAGCAUUUUUCUGGCUUGGCGAUGUUGCGUACGCCAGUUUCAACGAGUUCAACUACUUACUUCUCGACAACCAAGCCAAUGGCACUCAAAGCGCUACUGUGACGCUCACGGCAGGUAAAUAUUAUCCUAUUCGCUUGAUUUACGGUAAUGUUGGUGGUGGACCUGGUAGCUUGUACUUCCAGAUUACGCAGGGAAGUAAGGUGGCGGUAGAUUGGUCAUCGACGGUGUCGCCGUACUUUGUGCAGUUUUCUUGUGAUGGGGUUAAGGGGCCUGUGUAUCCUGCUUUUGGACAGGAGACUUGA
Molecule: messenger RNA, 1833 nt
Organism: Aureobasidium vineae
Lineage: Eukaryota; Fungi; Ascomycota; Dothideomycetes; Dothideales; Saccotheciaceae
Source: the annotation of a GenBank genome assembly